Gorilla gorilla gorilla (western lowland gorilla) is the source of this 1316-nucleotide messenger RNA. RefSeq names its product GRB2-related adapter protein-like. The transcript has 6 exons. Gene Ontology annotation, molecular function: protein binding. NCBI's taxonomy places the organism in Eukaryota, Metazoa, Chordata, Mammalia, Primates, Hominidae. The record is from RefSeq and is a predicted model, not a curated record. Bases 870 to 1226 code for a protein of 118 amino acids.
UGGGAGAAAAUGCAAAAAGAGACAGCAGGAGGUGCCACACAGCAUCCCCCCUACGCCGAAACUAAAAUGAACAAACCACCCCCGCGAAACACAAGAGCCAUCACCGGUGAAAUACAAAGCGGAAAAAACCUUCUCUCGCGACAUGCCCACCACGAGCGAAGACCAGCCCGCUGACACCCGAGAGCUUAGAAGUUGUUCUCUAUCAUUGAACCAUCGAAAAAGAAAAACCACUCAGACCGCGUUUUCUCCCUCUUACUCCCGCAUGCGGGGGAAAGAACGAUCAUCAAUGGCUGACGGCAGUUGCCGCGAAGCAACACCAUGAAGCCGGCUUCACGCUCAGGAGAAAACGCUACGUCUCUUCCUCGUGGUUUUCGGUGCUCUACACGUUCAGAGAAACUUCUCUAGUCACAAACUAUAGAAAUGAUCCCUGAAAGUAUAGUCUUAGCAACCUCCUCGCAGCCUCUGCUAGCUCUACAUCUGCCGCAAACUUUUCACUGAUGGCGAGAUACUUUCGCUAGUUCCGAUGCCAUUAGGAAACAAAUAGGAAAAUAGUUUGGCAAUAACAGCUUUUCGAAUAUUAUCACCUGACAAAUUUUAACGUUUUAGGUGGAAAGACAAAGUCUCGCUCUGUCCUCAGAGGCAGGAGUACAAUGGUGUGAUCAUAGCUCACGAUCACCUUGAAAUCCAGGACUGAAACGAUCCUCCCACCUCAGCCUCCUGAGUAGCUGGGAUUACAGGAGCAGUUUCAGUCUCAACUUCAAAAGAACAAACGCGCACUCAAAACAAAGGAAGACGGUCCUCGACUGCAGAGGAAGCAGGAAGCUGUCGGCCCAGCUCUGAGCCCAGCUGCUGGAGCCCCGAGCAGCGGCAUGGAGUCCGUGGCCCUGUACAGCUUUCAGGCUACAGAGAGCGACGAGCUGGCCUUCAACAAGGGAGACACACUCAAGAUCCUGAACAUGGAGGAUGACCAGAACUGGUACAAGGCCGAGCUCCGGGGUGUCGAGGGAUUUAUUCCCAAGAACUACAUCCGCGUCAAGCCCCAUCCGUGGUACUCGGGCAGGAUUUCCCGGCAGCUGGCCGAAGAGAUUCUGAUGAAGCGGAACCAUCUGGGAGCCUUCCUGAUCCGGGAGAGCGAGAGCUCCCCAGGGGAGUUCUCUGUGUCUGUGAAUAACAGAGCCCAGAGGGGUCCCUGCCUGGGCCCAAAAUCACACAGCAGAUUGGGGUAGAGCCGGAGAGGACCCGAGACUCCUGUGCCAGCCUGGGCAUCCCCUCCACUGCCAGGGAAGGACUGCAUCCAAGUCGCAUCCGUACCCAGG